AUGGUGUCUUCCGACCCUGCUGCCAGCAGUGGCAGCAAAGAUGAGAAGGAUGCCGGCCUCCCGAGCUACUCGAGCCCGGUGAUCACACAGGAAGAGGGCGCCCAAAGAUCCGACAACUGGGCGACACGCAAUGGUCUAAAUUUGGACUCCUUCAAGAAGCGUGAUUAUGGUACCGGAAUUGUUGAGCUCGACCGGAGCAUGAAACCGCGACAUCUGCACAUGAUUGCUAUCGGCGGUUCUAUCGGUGCUGGUUUCUUCGUUGGAUCGGGUAGUGCCUUAGCCACAGGUGGCCCCGCGACUCUUCUAAUCGAUUUUUCUAUCAUCGGUAUAAUGAUGUUUAAUGUCGUUUACGCUCUUGGUGAACUCGCUGUUAUGUUUCCUAUCUCUGGUGGCUUCUACACGUAUGCAACUCGCUUUAUUGAUCCUUCCUGGGGUUUCGCUAUGGGAUGGAAUUACGUCUUACAAUGGGCUGUCGUCGUUCCGCUAGAACUCACUGUAUGCUCCAUCUCGAUCUCCUAUUGGAACGCGGAUAUUAGCCCUGGUGUCUGGAUUACCGUCUUUUACGUCUUCCUCAUCAUAGUUAACAUCUUUGGAACUCUUGGUUACGCAGAGGAAGAGUUUUGGGCUUCCCUUUUAAAGCUUGGUGCUACUAUCGUCUUCAUGUUUAUUUCACUGGUUUGCGUCCUUGGAGGUGCCCCUGAGGGAAGCCGGUAUGACGAAUACUAUGGCGCACGCCUUUGGUACGACCCUGGUGCAUUCCGCCACGGUUUCCGAGGUUUCUGUGCUGUAUUCGUCACAGCCGCCUUUUCUUUCAGCGGAACUGAGCUAGUUGGUCUUGCUGCUGCUGAAGCGCGCAAUCCCGCAAAGGCCCUUCCUAGUGCCAUCAAACAGGUCUUUUGGCGUAUCACUCUAUUCUAUAUUCUUGGUCUUACUUUCGUUGGUCUUCUAAUUCCGAGCGAUGACCCCCAUCUACUCAACGCCGGUUCGAACGAUGUUACAGCGUCGCCCUUCGUGCUGGUUGGGCAAUAUGCUAACCUCAAUGGAUUCAACCACUUCAUGAACUUUAUUAUCCUAAUCUCGGUUGUUUCCAUCGGCGUAUCUGGUGUCUACGGUGGAAGCCGCACUUUGACUGCCCUCGCCCAGCAGGGUUAUGCCCCUAAGAUUUUCUCAUACGUCGACCGAGGUGGCCGCCCUACAUUCUCCGUCGCUCUUCUUCUCGCUUUCGGUCUUCUCGCAUAUAUCAACUUGGCUGCCGCCGGUCCAGAUGUUUUCACUUGGCUGCAGGCCUUGUCUGGUCUCGCAGCUCUCUUUACUUGGGGCUCUAUCUGUCUAGCGCAUAUUCGAUUCCGUAAGGCUUGGGCAUACCACGGUCACACCCUGGACGAAAUCCCAUUUAAAGCGAUAGGCGGUGUCUAUGGAUCGUGGCUCGGAUUGAUCUUAGUUGCCUUAGUAUUGAUUGCUCAGUUAUUCGUAGCUAUUUGCCCCCCCGGAGGUGGCAUCAACGAUGCUGCGGGAUUCUUCGAGCAAUAUCUUGCGCUUCCCGUCGUGAUGCUAUUCUGGGUUGUUGGUUAUUUAUGGAAGCGUACCGGUUGGUUACGUACACACCAGAUUGAUGUAGACACCGGAAGACGAGAGGUUGACUGGGUUGAGAUCAACGCGUUUCGCGAGAAGCUUGCCGCAAUGCCUGCGUGGAGGCGUCUACUAGACCUUGUGUUUUAG
This is a messenger RNA of Daldinia childiae, 1719 nucleotides long. RefSeq names its product Amino-acid permease inda1. Bases 1 to 1719 code for a protein of 572 amino acids. Gene Ontology annotation, cellular component: membrane. Gene Ontology annotation, molecular function: amino acid transmembrane transporter activity. The record is from RefSeq and is a predicted model, not a curated record. Gene Ontology annotation, biological process: amino acid transmembrane transport. The transcript is spliced from 5 exons. Lineage: Eukaryota; Fungi; Ascomycota; Sordariomycetes; Xylariales; Hypoxylaceae.